UAUUUAGCCGGCCGAGUUAUUUCUUGGGGCUUACAUUUUCCUUGUCGUCUUUCCUUUCUCUUCUGUCAUGUCUGGCCGAGGGAAACAAGGAGGUAAAGCUCGCGCUAAAGCUAAGACACGGUCUUCUCGGGCUGGUCUCCAGUUCCCAGUGGGCCGCGUCCAUCGCUUGCUCCGCAAGGGUAAUUAUGCCGAACGCGUUGGUGCCGGAGCACCUGUCUACAUGGCAGCUGUGCUCGAAUACCUCACAGCAGAGAUCCUGGAGCUGGCAGGCAAUGCUGCUAGAGACAAUAAAAAAACGCGCAUCAUUCCCCGCCAUUUGCAGCUCGCCAUCCGCAACGACGAAGAACUCAACAAGCUUCUGGGUAGAGUGACCAUUGCCCAGGGUGGUGUCCUGCCUAAUAUACAAGCGGUCCUCCUCCCCAAGAAAACUGAAAGCCACAAACCCAAGGGCAAAUGAUUUAGUGCGGCAAUAAUUGCACGUUAACACCAAAGACAAAAAGGCUCUUUUAAGAGCCAUCAAUUACAUC
Messenger RNA from Monodelphis domestica (gray short-tailed opossum), 527 nucleotides. Its product is annotated as histone H2A type 2-C. NCBI's taxonomy places the organism in Eukaryota, Metazoa, Chordata, Mammalia, Didelphimorphia, Didelphidae. Gene Ontology annotation, molecular function: DNA binding; structural constituent of chromatin; protein heterodimerization activity. The record is from RefSeq and is a predicted model, not a curated record. Gene Ontology annotation, cellular component: nucleosome.